Molecule: messenger RNA, 781 nt
Organism: Fragaria vesca subsp. vesca
Lineage: Eukaryota; Viridiplantae; Streptophyta; Magnoliopsida; Rosales; Rosaceae
Exons: 1
Coding region: 136-597 (153 amino acids)
Source: RefSeq, a predicted model, not a curated record
CAUUCGGUGAACUACCCCUAUCAGAGAAAUCAAUAGUCUCAACCCCCAUCCAACCACCUGAGCAUUUAUAUUAGUCUCCACCAUCCUCUGAAUCUGAAACUCAAGCCCCACAUUUGCUUAAACCUCACCACAGAAAUGGCUUUGGUUGUGGAAGACAAGCGUGCAGGUGCUGAGAUCGUGCAUGGAGCUGAAGAGUGUUACCAACAAUCCAUUGAUCUCUUGGAAGAGCUGGGUUUUCCCAAAGGUGUGCUUCCACUGAAAGACCUGGUGGAGUGUGGAAGAGUGAGGGAAACUGGGUUUGUGUGGAUGAAGCAGAAGGCGCCCUACGAGCACUUCUUUGUUGGGGCUAACACGAGAGUGAGCUACGCGACUGAGGUGACUGCGUAUGUGGAGAAGGGGAGGAUGAAGAAGAUGACUGGGAUCAAGAGCAAGCAGGUGUUUCUUUGGGUGCCUAUUACUGAGAUGAUCAUGGAGGAGCCGUCAACCAAGAAGAUCACUUUCAAGACUCCGAUGGGGAUCGGGAGGUCUUUUCCGGUGACGGCUUUCAUGACUGAGGAGGAGAAGCAGAAGUAUCUCGAGAAUGGUAACGAAGAGUGAAGUAAUUGGGAUCGAUGUCUGGUAUGGCAUGGUGGUUAGUUUCGACUUUGAGUAUUCAUGAAAUGAUGGUUCUGUCUUAACAAUUAAAAUGGGAGUCUAUGCAGACAUAUUAUGUUAAAUUUUCAUACUUGUAAUUCGGAUUUAUGAUUCUAUAUAUGAAUGCUAUUUUCGAGUUCACAGUUAA